This is a messenger RNA of Penicillium oxalicum, 978 nucleotides long. RefSeq names its product mitochondrial 54S ribosomal protein uL22m. Gene Ontology annotation, molecular function: structural constituent of ribosome. Gene Ontology annotation, biological process: translation; ribosome assembly. NCBI's taxonomy places the organism in Eukaryota, Fungi, Ascomycota, Eurotiomycetes, Eurotiales, Aspergillaceae. Gene Ontology annotation, cellular component: ribosome; mitochondrial large ribosomal subunit. The transcript is spliced from 3 exons. Bases 1 to 978 code for a protein of 325 amino acids. The record is from RefSeq and is a predicted model, not a curated record.
AUGGGUGCUGUAUCACCUUACGGGCAGUUGGCUCGGAGCGCAGCCCGAUCCCAUGUCUUGUACGCGCCCCGACGAACCUUCACCUCGACAGUUGUCUGCCAGGCACAAAACGACAAUGGCAAUCCCCCUUCAAACAAAAAGAAGUCCGGCUUUUUCUCAUCCGUGAAAGACUGGGUUCUCGGUGAAUCUAAACCCAAGGCCGCUUUCACACCAAUGGCUCCGAAGCGCGAGGAAGGAGGACUCGGUGCCAGCUCCAUUUUUGCCGAUGACGUUGGCCAAACCUCAGGUCCCAAACCCAGCAAGCAGAAGAAGCAGUUGCAAGAGCAGCAACCAGGACAGGAGGAGGAGGGCCCUGCCUUUGGAAAUGCGCAACAAGAAUCGCAUGCAGCUCGCCCUGAAUCCCAACCCUCAAGCUCAAUUGCGGAAAUUCAAAUUAAGCGGACUGAGCGUGAAUCCAUGUCCAAGUCACACUGGUUCAAGACCUCCGUGAAGAAGUUGAACCCCUUGGCCCGGCAGAUUGCGGGUAAGCCUCUCGAUGAAGCAAUCUUACAGAUGCGUUUCAGCAAAAAGAAGGCCGCCAAGGAUGUCUUGGAUCAUUUGGAACACGCCAAGAACGUCGCCAUGGUCCGUGCCGGCAUGGGCUUAGGACUCCCUUCGGGUACCUCUGCGGAACCCGUGACUGUUACCCUGAAAUCAGGCGAGCGCAAGAAGAUCAACGACCCUACGUCGAUCUAUAUUCAGCAGGCUUGGGUCAACCGGGGACCUUACGGGUUUGGUAUGGAUCACCGCGCUCGUGGUCAGAUCAACCGACUUCGCCCUCCGGCGACUGGUCUGUCGGUCGUGCUGAAGGAAGAGAAGACUCGUAUUCGGGAAUGGCAGCAGCGUGAGGCUGACGCUCUCCGCAAGCGCAAGACUCAGCUCUGGACCCAGUUGCCAGACCGCAAGAUCUCUGCGCAGAAUCAGUACUACAGUUGGUGA